This is a messenger RNA of Lolium rigidum, 1677 nucleotides long. Its product is annotated as internal alternative NAD(P)H-ubiquinone oxidoreductase A2, mitochondrial-like. The coding region runs from base 1 to 1677 and encodes 558 amino acids. Lineage: Eukaryota; Viridiplantae; Streptophyta; Magnoliopsida; Poales; Poaceae. The transcript is spliced from 5 exons. The record is from RefSeq and is a predicted model, not a curated record. Gene Ontology annotation, molecular function: NADH dehydrogenase activity.
AUGGCCUGGUCCAGGAUCGCGAGGGGCUCCCAGCUGUCGCAGUCCCUCUCCAGGAUCGUCUCCUCCGAGGGCGGCGCCGCGCCCACCCCGGCAGCCUCCGCGCUCCGCAAUGCCGCGGCGCUGGGGCAUCGCGGCACCCGCACCACCUCCUCGUCGUUCCACAACCUCGCGUCCGUCGCCCUCGCCGACAAGUGCGGCGCCGCGGCGGCCCAUCUACACCACCACCACCACCCAAUCAGAGGCUUCAGCGCCACGCCCGCGAAGCUGCUCCCCGAGUCCGCGGCCCUGCCGUCAGAACCCUCCGACGCCUCCGCAGCUCUGCCGGACCUGGGCCCGACCAAGCCCGGCGAGAAACCCCGCAUAGUCGUCCUCGGCACGGGGUGGGCGUCCUGCCGGUUCCUCAAGGACGUGGACACGUCCGCCUACGACGUGGUCUGCGUGUCCCCGAGGAACCACAUGGUGUUCACGCCGCUGCUGGCGUCCACCUGCGUCGGCACGCUCGAGUUCCGCUCCGUCGUCGAGCCCGUCAGCCGCAUCCAGCCGGCGCUCGCCACGCGCCCAGGGUCCUUCUUCUUCCUCGCCAGCUGCACCGGGGUCGACGCCAGGAAGCGCGAGGUCUACUGCACGGUGGCCGACGGGGAGGGCCUGCCAGGCGACGGGCCCUACCGCUUCAGGGUCGCCUACGACAAGCUCGUCAUCGCCAGCGGCGCCGAGCCGCUCACCUUCGGGAUCAAGGGCGUCGAGGAGAACGCGAUAUUCCUACGCGAGGUGAACCAGGCGCAGCAGAUUCGACGCAAGCUACUCACCAACCUCAUGCUCUCCGAGAACCCAGGCUUGCCAGAGGAAGAGAAGAAGCGCCUCCUGCACUGCGUGGUGGUAGGCGGAGGCCCCACCGGAGUGGAGUUCAGCGGCGAGCUCAGCGACUUCAUCAUGCGCGACGUCAGGGACAGGUACUCGCAUGUCAAGGACUACGUCAAGGUCACCCUCAUCGAGGCCAACGAGAUCUUGUCGUCGUUCGACGUCGGGCUGCAGGAGUACGCGACGAGACACCUAUCUAAGUACGGAGUGAAGCUGGUGAAGGGCGUGGUGAAGGAGGUGCUGCCCAAGGAGAUCGUGCUGAGCGAUGACACCCGUGUCCCCUACGGCCUCCUCGUCUGGUCCACCGGCGUCGGCCCUUCGGAGUUCGUCAAGUCCCUCAACCUGCCCAAGUCCCCCGGCGGAAGGAUCGGCAUCGACGAGUAUCUCCGGGUGCCGUCAGUGGAGGACGUGUUCGCUCUGGGCGACUGCGCGGGGUUCCUGGAGAGCACGGGGAAGCCGGUGCUGCCGGCGCUGGCGCAGGUGGCGGAGAGGGAGGGCAAGUACCUGGCUCAGCUGCUCAAGAAGGUGGCGGCGCAGAACGCCGGCAAGGCGCACUGCCUGAGCAAGAACGCCGACCUGGGGGAACCGUUCGUGUACAAGCACAUUGGGAGCAUGGCCUCCGUCGGAGGGUACAAGGCGCUGGUGGACCUCAGGGAGAAGAAGGACGCCCGCGGGAUCUCCAUGGCGGGCUUCGUCAGCUGGUUCGUGUGGCGGUCGGCCUACCUGACGCGGGUGGUCAGCUGGAGGAACAGGUUCUACGUGGCUGUCAACUGGACCACCACGUUCGUCUUCGGCAGGGACAAUACAAGGAUUGGCUGA